Platichthys flesus (European flounder) is the source of this 3262-nucleotide messenger RNA. RefSeq names its product serine hydroxymethyltransferase 2 (mitochondrial) (gene shmt2). The coding region runs from base 101 to 1606 and encodes 501 amino acids. Lineage: Eukaryota; Metazoa; Chordata; Actinopteri; Pleuronectiformes; Pleuronectidae. Gene Ontology annotation, cellular component: nucleus; cytosol; BRISC complex. The record is from RefSeq and is a predicted model, not a curated record. Gene Ontology annotation, molecular function: pyridoxal phosphate binding; serine binding; mRNA 5'-UTR binding. Gene Ontology annotation, biological process: regulation of oxidative phosphorylation; purine nucleobase biosynthetic process; folic acid metabolic process. The transcript has 12 exons.
AACUCCCAGCAGCCAUCGCGGAAAUCUCAACGGUGACAUCCUCUCAGUCCUUCCCGAGCCAGUCGGCGCUGCUUCUUCCUCUGGACAGAGACCUGGGAACAUGCUCUCCUUCACGCUGAGGCGGCUCACACGGCCUCUGUGCCACAAAGCCCCUCUUCUUGCCAGUGUACGUGGGCAGCAGUCCCACGCUGCCACCCAUACCGCGAAUGAAGAUCCACCAUGGACAGGCCAGGACAGCCUGGCCCAGGACGACCCUGAGAUGUGGAAUCUUCUGCAGAAAGAGAAGGACAGGCAGUGCCGAGGCUUGGAGCUCAUUGCGUCUGAGAAUUUCUGCAGCCGAGCAGCUCUGGAAGCUCAGGGCUCCUGUCUGAACAACAAAUACUCUGAAGGCUACCCAGGGAGAAGAUAUUAUGGCGGAGCAGAAGUGGUCGACCAAAUCGAGCUUCUGUGUCAGAAGCGAGCUCUGGAGGCUUUUGACCUGGACCCAGCUAUGUGGGGUGUGAAUGUCCAGCCAUACUCAGGCUCACCCGCUAACUUUGCUGUCUACACGGCUGUCCUCAACCCCCACGACCGCAUCAUGGGCCUGGACCUGCCCGACGGAGGACAUCUGACCCAUGGCUACAUGUCUGACGUGAAGAGGAUCUCAGCAACCUCGAUCUAUUUUGAGUCCAUGCCAUACAAGCUAAACAUUGCAACAGGACUCAUAGACUACGAGCAGUUGGAGAUGACGGCCAAGCUGUUCCGACCCAAGCUCAUCAUCGCUGGCACCAGCGCCUAUGCCCGCCUCAUUGACUACUCCCGCAUCAAGAAGCUGUGUACUGACAUCAAGGCCUACAUGCUUGCUGACAUGGCCCACAUCAGCGGUCUGGUAGCAGCCAGAGCCAUCCCCUCUCCCUUUGAAUACGCUGACCUGGUCACGUCUACCACACACAAAUCUCUCCGUGGAGCCAGGGCUGGCCUCAUCUUCUACCGUAAGGGCGUCCGCUCAGUGGACAAGAAGGGGAAGGAGAUCAUGUAUGACCUCGAGGACAAGGUCAACUUCUCUGUCUUCCCCUCGCUGCAGGGUGGACCUCACAACCACGCUAUCGCUGGUGUGGCUGUGGCACUCAGGCAGGCUAAUUCUCCCAUGUUCAAGGAGUAUAUUGACCAGGUGUUGAAGAAUGCUAAGUCAAUGGCCACAGCUCUUCUCAGCAAAGGCUACACCCUGGUAUCAGGCGGGACCGAGAACCACCUGGUCCUCGUGGACCUGCGGCCUAAGGGCAUUGACGGAGCUCGAGCCGAAAGGGUGCUGGAGCUCGCCUCCAUCACUGCCAAUAAGAACACCUGCCCUGGGGACAAGAGCGCCCUGACUCCUGGUGGCCUCAGGCUAGGUGCUCCAGCCUUGACAUCCAGGCAGUUUAAAGAAGGAGACUUCUUACAAGUGGUGGAGUUCAUGGACGAGGGCUUUAAGAUUGCGCUGGAUGUUAAGAAAAAGACAGGAAAGCUCCAAGACUUCAAGAACUUUCUUCUCCAGGACCCAGAGACUGUGGCUCGCAUCGCUGAUCUACGCCACCGCGUUGAAGCUUUUGCCAGGCCCUUCCCCAUGCCAGGCUUCCACGAUCAUUAGGCCAGACUGUGCGGACUCAGCAUGCUGAGAGCCAGGUGAUAGAAGGCUGGCUGAGCAGAAAUGUCUGAGACAGGAAAAAUGUCAUGUGGUAGUCAAAUGUGCUUGGUGCCAGUAAAGUGGGAUGAAACGUAAGUUUCCUUGUAAUCAGUCAGAUUUUGGAAACUUAAUUUUUAUACUUCUUUGCAGUCAUCAUUUUACUAUUCUUUGAGGGGGAACCUAGCCUUCAUAUUGAGGCAAAGACAAAAAUACAAUAUUAUAGAGGGUUUUUUUUGUUUUUUUUUUAGGGGCAAAGAAAAUAUUUUCUAUUGUAUAUGUAGAAUAUCUUUAUCACUUGUUUUUACACACAUUUCUGUAACAUUGGUGAGAGCGAGGAUUAAAGAAACAUGUUGAAUCAAAUAAAACAGUUAUUGGUCACACAGCCUCUGUGGCCUGAGUAAUGUAUAAUUGGUAAAUAUAAUAAAGUAUACUAAAGAGUCUUAAUGCUGUAAGGAGUUCUAACUAGAAUCAAUAAUGUAAAUUGCUAUAUUCACAGGGAGUGCAUGUUUUUUUUAACUAAUUUACUGUUUUCAUAACCAGGUUCAUAACAAAGCUUCAUAAUGUGAAGGAUUGUUCUAUCAAAAAUGUUGUUUUGACCAUCUAACAUUUUUCCAAAGGAGAAUUUUCUUGAAAUAUGAAAUAUAGCCCUUUAACCCUGUAAAGAUUUGUCUAGCCCCCAGUCUCUCAAGGGUCUAGGUCUGAGUGCACAGGAGGUGGACUUAUUUUCAUCUGAAAUAUUAAUAUAGAGCAUCACAGAACUUAGUCACGUUUAUUUUAUGAUACAUUUCAUGACAACAGUUAAAAAAAAAAGUUCUCUGUUUGUAUCAGAUUGCGUUACAAUAUAAUAAGCCCGCCUUGGAAACAUCUCCUUGGUGUGAAAAUAACCAGGUACUUUUUUUACGCUUCUUUUUUCUCUGUACUCAUAUUAUAGUUGUCAGAUUAUCAUUGCUCUAUAUAUUAGUUAUGUCAUAAACAACCAAAUGAAAUACAAAUGUCAUCCUGGAUCAUUUCCUUCAAGUGCAUUUACAAAGAGUAUAUACUUUUGUAUAUAUUGUUUAAAUGGAUUUAACUGUGUAACUAUUGUUUCACCUCGAGUAUUAAUAUGAUUUGUGGAUUCAGAGGGAAAAGUGAUUUGUUGUGCAGUCGGUCUGAUCUGAGUGUCAUUUACUUUACCAUAUGAAAACUGUGAAGCAGCUGGAUUUGAUAAAAGAUUUUCACGGUACUUUGUUGUCUCUCUGGUUCUCAGAUUGGCACUGCUGUCAUUAUCACUGCAUCAGUGGGGAAGCGAGAUUUCUGUCUGUGAAAUGGUCUCACAGCACAACUGAAUAGAGGCCAUUAGAAACAGGGUGUUUCUCUCUUACUUUGCACAGAACCCAGAUUCGAAAGUCAUAGGAAUUAAAGGAAUUAUCCACAUCACUGGAUAUUUUCUUGACAGCCAAUAAAGUAGAUGUUGCCAAAAUGCACCAACAAGUAUUUAACUAGUGUUCAUAAAUGCACUAUUUGUUUGUUUUCAUCUCGGAUGUGUUGCCAGCGAUUGUACAUUAAGUUUGAACUGCCUUUUACAGAACCUUUUUAUGUUAAUAGCUGAAAUCUAAUAAAAAUCGGAUAACGGAAAUGUAA